Molecule: messenger RNA, 1832 nt
Organism: Colletotrichum acutatum
Lineage: Eukaryota; Fungi; Ascomycota; Sordariomycetes; Glomerellales; Glomerellaceae
Exons: 4
Coding region: 97-1602 (501 amino acids)
Biological process (GO): regulation of DNA-templated transcription
Molecular function (GO): DNA-binding transcription factor activity, RNA polymerase II-specific; zinc ion binding
Source: RefSeq, a predicted model, not a curated record
CUGCGGCCAAAACCGAGCAAAAGAUCAAUCAAUUCUUAAACCUUCCCAGUGUCUUUACAAAUCCUGACAUCUAUCACUCGCGUUGAACUCAAGAACAUGGUUUACCCAGGCAAAAGGAGCUUAGGCUGUACGCUAUGCAGAGAGCGGAAAGUAAAGUGCGAUGAGAGACGCCCCGGCUGUCGUCGCUGUGAACUGUAUAAGACCCAAUGUCCCGGCUACCGUAGACCUUUAGAAGUCCGAUUUUACUUUCGAGAACCCGAAGAACAAAUUGCUAGCAUGCUAGUCGUUAGACGGUCUGGCGAGUGCCUAGCUCCCAGGCGCGCUUCCUCGCAGGCCGCGAACUCGAAUAUCCAGUAUCCAACUGACGCUAUUGGGAAGUCGACUUUGCGGUUCGGUUCAAGACGUGAUGAGGAGUCAAUCCCCUACUUUCUGGCCGAAUACAGCGUUCCGCCUUUGCCAGGAAUUUACUCUGGUAACCUAGACUUUUUGCCAAACCUCCUCGCGUCUUCAUCUCCAACAUCCGCAUUAUGGCCAGCUACGCAUGCUUCAGCAUUUUUAGCCCUUUCUCGUCGUUAUAAGUCGUCACAGCUGUACGAUAGGGCGCGCAGGUCUUAUGGCACUGCUCUCUUAGCAGUGAACGAGAGCCUGUCCCAACCACCGCACACAUGGCAAGACGACCUUGUGGCAGCCAUCAUGUUACUGCAUCGAUUCGAGGAUAUGGAUGGUGGGCUUCUCAGCAAUCGGGCCCUGCACAUGCGCGGUAUCGCUGAGCUAUAUAGGGCUCGUGACCAAAACCUCUUAAGCAAGCUACCUGGGUGUUCUCUUUAUUCCUGGACUUUCUCGCAGUUACAAAUCCAUGCGUUUAUUACACACACGAGCUAUGAGUGCCUGAUCGUUCCAGAGCCGGAGCCUGAUAUCAAGCACAUUCCAACAGGCUUUACCGUACUUGUCGCUAAAGUAGGCCGUUUCUGGUCUCAACUAACGGAACGUCUGACCACGUUGCGCCUCAACACAGGGACGCACUAUGAACAGCGACAGUCACUGGUCACAGCAUUGCUUGAUGCGAUAGGGAUCAGGAUAGAUAUGGACAAGUGGAUCGAAUCUCUCCCUGUAUCGUGGAAACCCACGACAACAGUCAAGGAUGGCGGACACAUUGUCAUCACAUAUUCUGAUCAGUGGCUCGGAACCAUAUGGAUCCUUUAUAACGCCGUACAGAUCAUCUUCUAUCACGGUGUGCUUCAGUGUUGUCAAUCUAUCCUGAGUUUUCAGGAUCAUAACGACAUGACCUGUGACGAGCUGAUUGAAAGUUGCAGGGCGACAGCGGAGGUGAGCCUCGAACAACUGACGGAACUAGUCUGUGGCAGCAUACCUUAUGUGCUUGGAGAGGUCGAUAUCGAUGGGCAAAGACUAGAAGUCCCUAACUACAAAGGCAGCCACUGCUACAAUCUCAUCUGGCCACUUGCACUGGUAGCUCGGUCAGAUCGUAGCACCAAAGACCAGGUAGACUUGUGUAGGAAGACAUUAGCUAACAUCCGAGCGAAGUAUGGGAUACAUUUAGCUGAGUCUGCGCAAGAUGUAGCCGCCCUAUUGUUCUACCAGUAGUCUACAUUCUUGCAGUGUCAAGAAUAUCUUAGGAAUCCGGAAAGGGCUUUGAUAGAGGGUAACGAAUGUGUCAGCUGCUGAAUAUUAAGUAAAGUGACUUUAGUUAUACGGCAUAGCAUAAUCACAUCACAGGCAACUCAAUAGCCAUGAAGGACUUUUCAUGGGUUGGGACCAUUAAGUAGGCAUUUAUGCCUAGAGCCCCAAGAGCCAUUUUUGAUAAUGUGGCUACC